AUGGCGGGUGUCAAUCACGGGUCGCUCUCCAUGUCCCAAGCCGAUGGCUUGCAGGGUCGCAAAAGGAACGGCACCAUUGCGGGGAUGGACAGCUCCCCGGGGAGUAUUGAGGAUGCGGAGGAUAAUGACCGAGAUGACAAGAGAAGGCAGCCAGUAAAGCGAGCCUGCAACGAAUGUCGACAGCAAAAGCUUCGAUGCGAUGUUAGCCAAGAUCCUUGGAGCGAUUGUUCUAGGUGCCGUCGGUUGAGACUCGACUGCAAAAUCGAAUCCAGUUUCAAACGAGUCGGAAAACGCAGUCGCAAUGCCGAGAUGGAGCGAGAGAUCAUCGAAUUGAGGAAACAAAUUGCCGGCAGUAACUCUAGCGGAGUGAUUCAUCCAAAACAACCGAUCCAAGCGGGUCAGUUGACGCCGAAGCAGGAAUCCAACCAGGUCAGCCCCGCGGGUGUCUACCAGAUCCAAACCCCUUCCGCCAUUUCCACAGACCAAUACAUGGGCUCCCAGGAAGCGGUAGCGUCACUGUUGGACCUGCGCUCCGGAUACGAUGGUGCCAACUAUCUGAGAAAUGGGAACCAGCAAUUCAAGCGAAUUGAGGACGUGAUGGUCAUACCGGAGAAAGUCACGGAACUCUUCAAUUUGUUCUUCACAUACUACCAUCCGUUUCUGCCAUUCUUGGACCGACAACAGACGCCUGACGAAUAUUACAAUGCAUGUCCUUUGUUAUUCUGGACCAUGAUCAGCGUUGGUGCCAGGCGCUAUCAGGGUGAUUCGGGCUUGUUGAAUGCCCUCUCGGGUCCAGUGACGCGGCUCGUAUGGAGUACCUUGGCCGAUAUCCCACAAAGCUAUCAUGUUGUCAAAGCGCUUGCUCUGCUGUGCUCAUGGCCGUUUCCCACCAGUAGCACCUCGACAGACCCAACCUUUAUGCUUUGCGGAAUGAUGGUUCAGGUUGCUAUGCAACUUGGUCUCCAUCGCCCAUCUCACAGCCAGGAUUUCAGUAAGUUCCGUGUGGAGCUUAUCGAAGAGGAAUUGAAAGACAAAGUGCGGACUUGGGCUAUCUGUAACAUUGUAGCGCAACGGGUUUCUACUGGUUAUGGACAGCCUCCGUCUACACUCUACGACUGGACAUUGUCAUCUAGCGAUUCAUUGGAUCCGAACUUCAAGUUGUCUGGUGAAAUGAAGUCUAGAUUGGAGAUUGAGAAAUUCUGCGACAGAAUUACUCGAGCUCUAUACACCAAUCGACGAGACCCAGUUGGUUUGACUAGUGAUCAAGAACGCAAUACGAUGAUCUCCUUCCUUUCGCGCGAUUUUGACGAGCUUGACGAGCAGUUCAAACCACAGAACGAUUGUAAGAUCGCAAAAUUCGGUGCUUUUUAUGAAACCAUACUAAUAUUUGUUUUUGCAGGUAUUACCGAUCUAUAUCUCCGUGCUGCAAAUCUCCACCUGCACUUGUCGGCUUUCUUUGACGAUCCCUCCGCAAAAGACUAUCGUGAACGUCUGCUUGCCUUGUACGUUGCCACCACUUCAUUCCUCGAGGUCACCAUGAACCUCGAGACGGAAGUCGGUCCCGUCCUCUCAUAUACUCCUUACUACGUCUACCAGAUGAUGGUUGCAGCGGGCUGUACCCUUCUUAAAAUGAGCAAAAGCUUUUUUGCAGCUCACAUCGACAUGGAAUAUACCAAGAAUCUGUUUAACAGGACUAUUUGGGCCAUCCGUGGCGUGUCUGCCUCGAGCAAUGAUCUUCCCGAACGCCUAGCUGAAGUCCUUGCACAGAUGUGGCGAUUGGGAGCUCAGCAGUCAGUAACAAGCAAUUCCAGCGUCGAUGAUUCUCUAAGGCUUAAAGUCCGGUGCCGUAUGAGCAUGUCUCUCCUCUUCGAUUCCGUGUGGCGAUGGAGAGAGGACGCGCGAACCAAAGGCCGCAACAUUGAGGCUUAUCUCAAGAAUCCGACCAAUCCGGACUCUGCAGCCGACUCAUCUGCCGCUUCAUCUGUGGGUCCUCCCCGCACUUCAUCGUCUACGCCUGGUCUUGCUGGCAGUGAUCCAAGUCUUGCACCAGCCCCAAUCCUCUCCCAAGCCGCUAUUGGAGUCCAACCAAACAACGGAGUUGGAGCGCUCCCAAGUGGCUUCAUGGAGCCCAACUACGAAGUCUUUGAUCCUCUAAACUGGCUUCUUGACGGUCUCGUAGAUCUGCCUUACUCAUAUUCGACCAUGGGCGGGAUGGAGACCUCGGGCAUUGCAUAG
This is a messenger RNA of Penicillium verhagenii, 2235 nucleotides long. Its product is annotated as putative C6 transcription factor (Leu3). The coding region runs from base 1 to 2235 and encodes 744 amino acids. The record is from RefSeq and is a predicted model, not a curated record. The transcript has 4 exons. Gene Ontology annotation, cellular component: nucleus. NCBI's taxonomy places the organism in Eukaryota, Fungi, Ascomycota, Eurotiomycetes, Eurotiales, Aspergillaceae. Gene Ontology annotation, molecular function: transcription cis-regulatory region binding; zinc ion binding; DNA-binding transcription factor activity, RNA polymerase II-specific. Gene Ontology annotation, biological process: regulation of DNA-templated transcription; DNA-templated transcription.